CUCGCAAGUGACGCAUCUUGGGUGGCCCAAGAGUAGUACGUAAGCUGGAUGGAUGGAUGUGACAUCGACGACGGAUCUGGCAGGCUGGCUGACGCAAGCAAUGGAUCCACUGCCUGUAUAAGAAGAGGGGAACAACACAAUGAGAACUUGCAUCACGCCUACAUCAGGAGAGAAGAAAACCAAGCAAAAUGCCUACUGAUCCUCACGAUUUGAGCAAGGGUGACGAAGUGUCGUGGAAGUGGGGACAGGGACACCCCAAGGGCGAGGUGUUGGACGUCGUCGACGGCGAAGCGACGGCUACCACAAAGCGCGGAAACGAGAUCAAGAAGAACGGUGACGAGGAGAACCCCGCCGUCGUGAUUCACACUGCCUCGGGAAGCGAUGCUAUCAAGAAGGCCAACGAGCUCGAUGGCGUGAAGCCUUGAGAAAGUGCACCCUGAGCCCGUGCGUGAGAGUGCCGAUCUAGGCAGCCAUACUUCAAACGGCUGGCGGUUCGCUCGGUGUAAUGGCAGGCGGAGAAGAUAGUAUAAAUUUAGGACAGAUAUCAUCCUCUCUUCGAUAAAAUUACAUUGUUUCUUAC
Messenger RNA from Acaromyces ingoldii, 580 nucleotides. RefSeq lists its product as hypothetical. Bases 189 to 425 code for a protein of 78 amino acids. The transcript has 3 exons. The record is from RefSeq and is a predicted model, not a curated record. NCBI's taxonomy places the organism in Eukaryota, Fungi, Basidiomycota, Exobasidiomycetes, Exobasidiales, Cryptobasidiaceae.